CGUUGAUUUUAAGCCAUUCCAGUUUAAGCUACACCUCUUUUGAGCAAGGUACUGCAAAAUGGUGUCUUCACUUCUCCACUCCUAUGGAACCAUAAUAACUUUCAAAUUCCAUGAUUCCACAAAACCACUACUGAAACCGGAUGCUUCAACAAUCAACUCUCAACUCUUUCUUCCCGCUCUCAAAUCCUUAUCCUUCUCCUCAUCUCAUCCAUUCACUCUCAAUUAUCAACUCCGAUCUAAAGAGAGACGAUCCUACGUCCCCAACAUAACAUCAAAUAGCAGGAGGUCUCACCUUCUUGCUCCUCUUCAGUCUGGCAUUUCGUCGAACAGUUUCGAUACUGACAAUGCCAGGAGCUUCCGCGAUUGGAUCGAGUGGAUUAGCGAGUUGAUAUCUACUGCAUUUCCCUUGUGGGUGACUUUGGGAUGUCUCCUCGGAUUAGUCAAGCCCCAUUCAUUCAGUUGGGUCACUCCUCGAUGGACCAUUGUCGGCCUUACCAUUACCAUGCUUGGUAUGGGCAUGACUCUCACUCUCGACGAUCUUCGUGGGGCUUUUGCUAUGCCCAAGCAGUUGAUUGCUGGAUUUGUGCUCCAGUACUCUGUGAUGCCAAUAUCAGGGUUUUUGGUAAGCAAGCUUUUAAAUCUGCCAUCUUACUAUGCAGCUGGUCUAAUACUAGUUGGUUGCUGCCCUGGUGGUACUGCAAGUAAUAUUGUAACUUACAUUGCACGUGGAAAUGUGGCGCUUUCGGUAUUGAUGACAGCAGCAAGCACUCUUUCAGCUGUGAUCAUGACUCCAUUCCUCACAGCAAAACUUGCUGGGCAAUAUGUUGCAGUCGAUGCAGCUGGACUACUAAUGUCAACACUGCAGGUUGUGCUUCUUCCUGUAUUGGCUGGAGCACUUCUAAAUCAAUAUUUCGAAAGAAUGGUUAAAUUUGUUUCUCCCUUAAUGGCCCCUAUUGCUGUUGGAACUGUGGCUAUUUUAUGUGGAAAUGCAAUUGCCCAGAGUGCAUCUGCAAUACUCAUGUCUGGUCGGCAAGUAGUGCUAGCUGCUUCUUUUCUUCAUGCAUCUGGAUUUUUCUUCGGGUAUAUACUUGCAAGGACGCUUGGGCUUGACGAAGCAUCAUCACGAACAAUCUCUAUUGAGGUUGGCAUGCAGAACUCGAUUCUCGGAGUCGUUCUUGCUACCCAGCACUUCGGGAAUCCCUUAACUGCAGCACCAUGUGCAGUUUCGAGUGUUUGUCACUCUAUUUUUGGGAGUGUCUUGGGAGGAAUCUGGAGACAAUCUGCACCCAAGCAAAAACAUAAUUGAUUGAUUGAAUUGGGUUUGGUUUGGAGCUGCUGUCAUGUUUAUUACAAGAUGAACAUUUAGUUUUUGUGUAUAUUUGGUCUCUUUUCUCUCAGUAGUGUCUGCAACACAGCUACUUCCUCUAGAUUCAAUCUGGUAUUUGAUCA
Carica papaya (papaya) is the source of this 1449-nucleotide messenger RNA. RefSeq names its product Sodium Bile acid symporter family. The record is from RefSeq and is a predicted model, not a curated record. NCBI's taxonomy places the organism in Eukaryota, Viridiplantae, Streptophyta, Magnoliopsida, Brassicales, Caricaceae. Gene Ontology annotation, cellular component: membrane.